This is a messenger RNA of Ahaetulla prasina, 4094 nucleotides long. RefSeq names its product RAB, member RAS oncogene family like 6 (gene RABL6). Gene Ontology annotation, molecular function: GTP binding; GTPase activity. Gene Ontology annotation, cellular component: nucleus; cytosol. The coding region runs from base 361 to 2589 and encodes 742 amino acids. The record is from RefSeq and is a predicted model, not a curated record. The transcript is spliced from 15 exons. NCBI's taxonomy places the organism in Eukaryota, Metazoa, Chordata, Lepidosauria, Squamata, Colubridae.
CGUAGGACCAAGUAUCCCUUUCUGUCCUCGUGAGCCCCCGUAGCUCCGGGACGUAUGCGCUUCCGCCCUGCUUUGGCGCGGCGUUCCUCCCGCAAAGGCCCUCGCGGGCUGCCGUAGCCCGGCCCGGCGCGCGCAUCUUGCCUCGGCGCCGCCCCCCCCCCGGCAGCUCGGUGAGGGAAAGGGAAGAUGGCGGCGGCGGCAGCGGAGGCGCCCGCCCUGGAAGCGAUUCCGGCCGCCCCUGCGGGGACGGCGGCUCCGGGGACCGCGCCGAGGCCGGCGGUUCAGCGGCCGCGGGCGGAGAAGUAGGCGGCCUCGCCGUUCCGGGCGCAGCGACCGCGGAGCGCCGUCCCGCGCCUCACGAUGCUGUCGGCCUUGAAGAAGCUGGUGGGCUCCGAGCAGGCCCCGGGGCGGGACAGGCCCAUCCCGGCGGGGCUCCAAUCCAUGAACCAGGCGCUGCAGCGGCGCUUCGCGAAAGGCGUCCAGUAUAACAUGAAAAUUGUCAUUCGAGGUGACAGAAACACGGGAAAGACCACUUUGUGGCAUCGGCUGCAGGGAAAGAAAUUUGUUGAGGAAUAUAUCCCAACCCAGGAGAUCCAAGUCACCAGCAUCCAUUGGAAUUAUAAGACUACUGAUGAUAUUGUGAAGGUGGAAGUCUGGGAUGUGGUUGAUAAAGGCAAGUCCAAAAAACGGGGAGAUGGGUUGAAGCUGGACAAUGAUCCUCAGGAGGCAGAAUCCGAGAUGGCCUUGGAUGCGGAAUUUCUGGAUGUAUAUAAGAACUGCAAUGGUGUCGUGAUGAUGUUUGAUAUCACCAAACAGUGGACUUUCAACUACAUCCUGAGAGAACUUCCAAAAGUCCCAACCCAUGUACCUGUGUGCGUGCUUGGGAACUACCGGGAUAUGGGCGAACACCGGGUGAUCCUUCCUGACGAUGUGCGGGAAUUCAUUGACAACCUGAACAGGCCUCCCGGCUCUUCCUACUUUCGUUAUGCCGAGUCUUCCAUGAAGAACAGCUUUGGCCUCAAAUACCUCCACAAAUUCUUCAAUAUCCCCUUCUUGCAGCUGCAGCGAGAGACUCUGCUGCGGCAGCUGGAGACCAAUCAGCUGGAUAUUGAUGCCACCCUGGAGGAACUCUCUGUGCAGCAGGAGACCGAAGACCAGAACUAUGAGCUGUUCCUUGAAAUGAUGGAAGCUCGUGGCCGAGGACACGCCUCCCCUUUGACCACCAAUGGGCAAAGCCUUUCCUCAGGUUCCCAGUCUCCGGUGGUUCCACCAGGCAAUGCUUCAGGGGGCUCCAGCCCCGGCACCCCCCAGCAAAGCUUGGCCAACCCCGCCCUUGCCAUGGACUCCGUUGAGCCUUCAGCGCCAGGGGUGCUGCCUGAAGCCCAACUGCCCGCAGCCAUUCCUGCACCAGCUGCACCACAGAAACGUGGUAUCAUCGCUCGGCUCUUUGGGACCUCCCCAGCUCCCGAGACUGGUCCUCCGUCUCCAGAUCCUGCCGUUCCUGCCCUUCCUGCAGGUGCUCCCUCAAAAGUCCAGAGCGUAGAAGACUUUGUCCCCGAGGAGAGCCUAGACCACAGCUUCCUGGAAGACCCCACCCUGCAGAGAGACAAGGGGGGGAAACAGGCAGGAAAGGCUCCCACCGACAGUGACAGUGACAGAGAUGCUCCUGGUGGGAACCCCUUGGUUGCUGGCUUUCAGGAUGACCUGGACCUUGAUGAGCGUCUGUUCAGCAAGCCCCCGUUAGCAGCAGAGCUGGUCCCGAGCAAAAACGUGAACCUAUCGAGUGAGGAAGAAGAGCCCUCCAAGUUCUCUAUCGUGGGAGCGGUAGAUGCUGCCUUAGAACAAGAAAAAAAACGAGCUUCCAAAAAGUCCUUGAAACUCCCAGAGCCCUUGGCACCUCCCACAUCUACACAGCUGAAAUCUCCCACCGGCCAACCCCCACUUGAGCCAAGCAAGCGUCUGAUGGCAGUUGGCGGCCCUGAGGCCCGUCCGUCCCCAGCGCCCUCUGCCUCCAAGCAGCAGGAAUCCGAGAGCGACUCGGAGGGGCCCUUUGCCACGCAGAUGCUCUCCUUUGUGAUGGAUGAUCCAGACUUUGAAAGCGAGGAGUCAGAGAGCCAGAGCAAGCGCCCAGAGGAAUUUCCAGUGCGAGAGGAUCUCUCAGACCUCUCCGAGGAGGAUCCCCCUUCCAGACCAGACCAGCUGGCCAAGCCCGUGAUCCGCUCCUUCAGAGUGAAGAAUGAGGCCGAUCUCUUUGGGUUGGGGCUGGAUAAACCGGUGGGGCGAGACAGCAGCGAGGAAGCUGCAGAUAAAGAAAAGCAGUCUUUGAAGGAGAAGAAGAAGAAGAAGAAGAGAACUAGCAAAGAGGAAGAAGCAGAGAAGAUUUCAGGGAGGAAAAAAAGCAAGCCGAAAAAGAGCAAGGAGGAGGUGGAGGAGGAUAGAGGAGAAAAGGAGAAGAGGAAGCCGUCCAAGCAGCAGCACCAGCGGGGCAAAGUGAAGCCCAACGGGAUCAAUGAGCUGGAGGCCUUCCUCGGGGGCGGCGGCGCUGGGGCCAGCAAGCAGCAGCGGGGUGGAGACUAUGAGGAGCUGUAGCCCCUCCCUAGCCAGGUGCACGGGGCAGGCGGCCCCAGCCCACCAUCACCGCCCCUCCCUGCCUUUCUCUGCUGCCUGUUGCAAGAGUGGCUGGAGCCAGAGGAGGGGCCUGCGAGUGGCUCAGAAGCCCUGAGCAUUUCUGUCCUUUCAGCCCGGAGCCCUGGGAUUGGGCUCCUGAGAGGUGGUCCAAAGGGGGGUGGGCUGCCCACGGAGGCCCCAUCGUGUCCUGCACAAAGUGGCUGCUGCCCAUCAAAUGAUGGAUCCGUGCUAUUUUUUUUUUACGAGAGAAACGGCUCUGGACCAAUGGCUCCCCUUAGAGCUUGGAAAGUUGCAGGGUCCCAGCCAGAUGUGUGAGGAGUGGGGCAGAGGCCUUCCAUGUGGUAGGGGUGGGGGUGUUUGAACAAUGUGGCUUUAUUAUGGGAAUUUGGGGGAGAGAAAGACAGACAUAAGUGCCCCCCUCCUCCUUCCUGCCCUUUUCUCAGUUGUCCCAGUUUGUGUACCCUGGAAGCCCAUAUGCAGCUGAGUGUCUGUGGAAAGGAGGCUAGUCCCCGCGGGCGAGGGGGGUUGCUCCCCACCCUUUUCUUGGCUGCUCCUUGAGUGGGCUUCCCCCCUUUCCGGAUCCCUGUCUCCCAGUCACUGCUGCAUGUGUUUGCCCUGAAAUCCAGCCAGCUCUUGGCGGUGGCUGAUCCCACCCCUGCCAUGUUUUCUGUGCCCCUCCCCUUCCUUGCGCCUUCACUCGCUUUCCUGGCCUCGCUCUUUGCCUCCAAUGAUCUCCAGUGAAGGAAAAGCGGCUACAAAUUCUGGUGCAUUCCGUUGUGCCCUUGUGUUUCUAGGUGUGGAUUGAAGUUGGGCUGUUUUGACAUUCCUCCCCCUCUGCGCCCCCCUCCCCCUUUGCGGAAAUGCACUGGUCAUCCUUGGCCUCUAGCAGCCGGCAUGGCACAGGUUGUGCUCCCAGGGCCCCUGGUCUCCCUCCUUGCGCUCCCUGGGGGGAGGGUGUGCAUGACAAACCCACUCUUGACCUCUUGUCCCCCCCAAACCUCCCAGGCCCCUUCCUCCUUCCCCCACGAACACCCCACCUCACCCCACCCCAGGAGCCUAGUCUCUGGAAUGCAACUGGCAAUUGAGCCUUGUGCUGUUCACUUCCCUUUUCUUUUAUUCCCAUUUUCACUUUGCUUUUGGGAAAAAGUCCCAGUGAUGCACUCCUCAUUCCAGCUGAUAAAGCUCUCAGUUGUACAACUGUGUCUGGUUUCCUUUCUUUGGGUGACCCCUCAACUGAAUCCAGGCUACUUCCGGCUCUGUGUGUGUCUAUUUGUGUGUGUCUACGCGCUUAGAGACCCCAUCCUGAGCCGAGCAGUGUCUGCCUGGUUGGGAAAGGGCUUGGCCUGGCCUGUUCCUCCAGGGCUCGUUCCUCACCUCCUUGGUGCCCUGAGGCAGGAGAAAUCCUUGUCUUGGGGGGCGGAAACAGAUUUCUUCACAAGCAUUUAUUACAGUUCUUGUAUAUCACA